AUGUCGCUACGCAGGAUCUCGCAUCAAGCUACACGGACGGAUAUCUACCAGAACACGGACUACGUUUAUUACAUCGCGGCGAGAAUACUAAACCUUUCUCUGAAUCUUGAAACUCGGAGAAAUAGUUCGAAGGAUCUUCCAGUGAUAUAUGCCAUUACACCAACACACGCACGCAGUCAACAGAAGGCCGAACUUACAAGGCUAUCUCAGACGUUUCUUCACAUGUCCAGUUUUCACUGGAUUGUGGUGGAAGAUUCCAGGAAGAAAUCUCGAAAAUCAGCAAAAGGAGUGGAACAAAGAAACCUCGGGAUAUCUUGGCUGCGGAAAAACGUGGACCUGGAAACUCAGCCUGGUGUUGUAUAUUUUGCUGAUGAUGAUAACACGUACGACUUGCGAAUUUUUGCCGAGAUGCGACGGACUCGGAAGAUUUCUGUAUGGCCCGUUGGACUUGUUGGAGACCUGAGAUAUGAAGCGCCUGUUGUGAAGAAUGGGAAGGUGACUGGUUGGCGGGUGAGCUAUGAUCCAAGUCGAAAGUUCGCUACAGACAUGGCAGGUUUUGCUAUGAACCUUCGUCUUUUCUUUGAACAUCCUGAUCUUCAAUUUUCCCAUUACACACGACCAGGAUCUCAGGAAUCCUAUAUCAUCUCGAAGACCAAUAUAACCUUGAAUGAUCUUGAGCCUCUGGCUGAUAACUGUACAAAGGUACUUGUGUGGCACACUAGGGCGCUACCCCCAAACUUACAAAGGAAGAUAAAAUGAAGGUGAAAUUCGACCAUGGAUCUAACUUCAUUGUUGAAGUAUAGUGAAG
Molecule: messenger RNA, 808 nt
Organism: Haliotis rufescens (red abalone)
Lineage: Eukaryota; Metazoa; Mollusca; Gastropoda; Lepetellida; Haliotidae
Product: galactosylgalactosylxylosylprotein 3-beta-glucuronosyltransferase 2-like
Exons: 6
Coding region: 1-759 (252 amino acids)
Biological process (GO): chondroitin sulfate proteoglycan biosynthetic process; carbohydrate metabolic process
Cellular component (GO): Golgi membrane
Molecular function (GO): galactosylgalactosylxylosylprotein 3-beta-glucuronosyltransferase activity
Source: RefSeq, a predicted model, not a curated record